AUGAGACGGAUGCUCAGCUUGGCCAAAAACUUGCAAAAGGUUCUGCCGAAUUCAGAGAUCUUACACCAGGAUGAUUUCGCGCCUAAUUCUGAAGAGAUUCCGAUCCAUCCCGUACAUGGAGUCCCGGAUUGGGAUGAUCCAAGAGGAGCUAUCGACUGGAUCCGGCUGAGGAAGACGAUUGAGCAAUUAAAAAACAAUCCGGAAGAACCCUUACCAACGACACACGAUAACUUGAACACCGCCGUCGAUCCAAUAGAGCUAAACACAGAGAAAUACGCGGAUUGGAUCGAGCGCAUCGCGGCCUUGAAACUUCCCAAACGAUUCAUUAUCUUGGAUGGUUUCUUGUUAUACUGGGAUCAACACUGUGUCGAGAAUUACGAUCUGAAGUUCUUUGUCAGAGAGUCUUAUGAAGUCUUGAAGGAGCGGCGUAGAAUCCGUCAAACGUAUCACACUGCUGAUGGAAUGACGUGGAAAGAUCCCCCUGGUUAUUGGGACCAAAUCAUCUGGCCAGCUUAUCUACUAGCCCAUCGUCACAUGUUCAAAGAGGGUGCAGUUGAGACAGCAGCACUCGAUCGAGACUCAUGGGCGGGCAAAGAUGUCGUCCUCCUUGAGCCCUCCAAAGGCGACCCCGGAGAGAAGACGAUAUCCCAGUUCCUAGAAACCACACUCAAGGCAAUCUGCGACCACCUUCAAAACUCGCCGCCUUCCUCACAACCUGCAUAA
Messenger RNA from Puccinia triticina, 723 nucleotides. RefSeq lists its product as uncharacterized. Bases 1 to 723 code for a protein of 240 amino acids. The transcript has 3 exons. Gene Ontology annotation, cellular component: cytoplasm. The record is from RefSeq and is a predicted model, not a curated record. Lineage: Eukaryota; Fungi; Basidiomycota; Pucciniomycetes; Pucciniales; Pucciniaceae.